AUGCUACAAGUAGACAACUUCCCUGCCGGCGAUGGCGCUGAGGUGACUGAGGUGUACCAGCGAUGCAUUCUCGUGUCCGGCAGGUGCAGCACAAGCCUGGCUCUCGAACAAGACGAGGGUUAUAUCCGCGUCGAGACCAAUGACGACUCGGAUCAAACGCUGUUUCCCGAACAGCGGUGGCCAAUGUGUCGUGGCCACUUCAAGGCCCUCGUCCUCCUGUCGCCCGGUAUCAACAAGAUCAUCAUCACUUCCGGCGAGGAUGCCCCAUGUCGCCUUGAGACGCCGCCCCUGCACCUGGCUAUCCUGAUUGCCAAAGAUUCCCCGUUGCUGAUCGACUGCCCACCGGCAAAACUGGGAAGUCUUUCCAGCGCCCACUCCAGCCUGGACGCCGCCAUCUCCAAGUUUCGCAUGACUGCGUACAUGUGGCAAGCCCUCACAGCCGAGGACCUCCGCGCCAAAGGCCUCGGUCGCCGGUCCUUCCGGCUCGAGGAAGAGUGGAACACCGACACCCUGAGCCAACGCUCCCUAUACGUGCCGACCGCGUCUAUGGUCCCCAAGGUUCAUCUAAUCCGCACCGAGAGAACGGUCGCCGAACUUCGCGACGCCCAGCUCGCGCAGCAGAAUCCGCAUGCUCGUCAAGCGAACGAGCUUCACAGAAUCUUCUCCGAUGCUCUUCUUGCCCAUGGGCCGCCCUUCACUACCCAUAAUCGCCCCAUCGUCGCCGGCCUUAUCCUCGACAGCCACUACGACCUGACCGGCAACAGCACCAGCAGCAGCACGAACAGUAGCACAAGCAAACCGUACAUCCUCGCGCACGCCGCCCUCGGCAGCCACAACCCGGCCGGCUUAUCGCUGGGCAUAUUCGGCAGCCACCUGACGUACGCCUGGCCGCGCUUCUUGGAGGAGGUACCGGCGUGCCUGCUGGACGCGACGCCGCCGGGCGACACGGUCGGCAACGACAACGGCGAGUGCAACACCAUGUGGCAGGCGUGCGCCGUCGGGCAGGGCGCGUUUCUGCACGAGGUGCGAUGCGACGCGGGCAUUGUGCAAGUGGUCUUCUCGCCAAAGGGGGGAAAGAAAGAGAAAGAUGACACACUCUCCAUUGCCAACCCUCUCAACUCCCUCAGCUACUCGCGCAUGGAUCUCGUGAAGCAAUUCGGCACAAAACGCCCCCUCGCUCUGGAGGUCACUGCCAUGAACGGCAAGCAGUGCUCGAUCGCUAACGUUUGGGAACUCUUCAGGACGCGGACUGUCAUCCGGGUUCCCGGAACCAAUAUCCGCCUUAUGAAACAGUCCGUGUCCUCGCGCCCUGAUACCGAUUGGGGCGAUGAGGACAGCUGGGCAUGGGGCGUAAUGCUGAAAAAGCGGGACAGCAAGGGCAAGCUUGUGGCUGCGACGAAGAUCGAUAUCCGCGUGGGCUGCGCCCUGGACGGCGCUGAGGUGUACUACGAGGACGGCACCAAGAUCCCUUGUGGCCCCCGAGGUCCUGAUGGACAGGACCCCGGCAUGGGCGGCCACCAAGCCAGGAAGCUUGCCAUUCCCCGGGACGUGGAAAUCUCCAAGGUUGCGGUGACGGAAGGGGUGCCGCCCAAGGACCACAGAAUUAUUGGCUUCUUUGGCACCAGCGGCAGAUGGGGCAUGUGCUAUGAAUUUGGUAUCGUCACCGCUCCUCGGAACACAGUCCUCUCUGACUCCGUCUACGACCUGGAGGAGCUGCAGAACAAGCCCGAGCAAGCGGGCCACCGGAACAAGAAACGCCGAGUAAGUGACCCAGAGAGUGAUGGCGACGAUGAUACGAGCGACGACGAAUGCAAGAACGCAGAGGAAUAUUGCACAUCCGAGGACGAGGAUGGCAAUUACGAUGACGGAUCAGACCCGGAACUAGAGGCUGUAUACCAAGGGUUGUUGUAA
Thermothelomyces thermophilus ATCC 42464 is the source of this 1911-nucleotide messenger RNA. RefSeq lists its product as uncharacterized. Gene Ontology annotation, cellular component: cytoplasm. Bases 1 to 1911 code for a protein of 636 amino acids. NCBI's taxonomy places the organism in Eukaryota, Fungi, Ascomycota, Sordariomycetes, Sordariales, Chaetomiaceae. The record is from RefSeq and is a predicted model, not a curated record. The transcript has 5 exons.